UAGGUCUGCCGCUUAGCGGGUGCAACUUUGGGCAGAUGUCUUAAACAUUCAGCGACCGUUUCUUCAGUUAAAACUUUAGGAAUACGACAGUAGUGAAGUGUAAAUGCGAUUUCUCUUGCAAGGGCUUAGCUAGUCGCCGCGCGUAGUAGGUAGUCAGCACAUGGUACACAUCCACUUCUCUUUAGAUCAUAAACCUUCAGUAUAAUGAUUUGAAAGUUGAUACACAUUCCUUUCCACACGAACACGACCUUGCACUAUCAGGAAGAGCAUGCUGAAGGAGAGGGUCAUGGACUUGGUCACCCAGACGACCAUCCUGCCCCUGCUGUUUGGCUGCCUGGGGAUUUUCAGCCUCUUCCGGGUACUACAGCGGAUCCGCUCAAGGGCUCACCUGAGGGAUGCUGUGGUGGUGGUUACAGGUGCCACGUCAGGGCUCGGCAGAGAAUGUGCCAGAGUCUUCCAUGCUGCGGGGGCAAAGCUGGUGCUCUGUGGUCGAAAUGUGGAAGCCCUUGAAGCCCUCACCAGUGAACUUGCUGGUUCUCGUACCUCCCAGGGACAGACGUACAAACCCUACACAGUGACCUUCGACCUCACAGAUCCUGAGGCUAUUGCUGCAGCAGCAGCUAAGAUCCUCCAGUGCUUUGGCUAUGUGGACAUCCUCAUCAACAAUGCUGGGGUCAGCUACCGCGGUGCCAUCAGUGACACCAUAGUGGACGUGGACAGGAAGGUGAUGGAGAUAAAUUACUUUGGCCCUGUUGCACUAACAAAAGCACUCCUGCCCUCCAUGGUCAAGAGGAAGCAAGGCCACAUCGUCGCCAUCAGCAGCGUCCAGGGCAAGAUCAGCAUUCCUUUUCGAUCAGCAUAUGCAGCCUCCAAGCAUGCCACCCAGGCAUUCUUUGACUGUCUGCGUGCUGAGAUGGAGCAGGAUGGCAUCAAGGUGACUGUAAUAAGCCCUGGAUACAUCUAUACCAAUCUCUCUGUAAAUGCUGUCACUGCCGAUGGCUCCAGAUACGGAGCUCUAGACAAGAACACAGCCCAGGGCAGAAGCCCUGCAGAGGUGGCCCAGGAUGUCCUUGCUGCCGUGGGGAAGAAGAAAAAGGAUGUGAUCUUGACUGACUUAUUGCCAUUCUUGGCCGUCUAUCUCAGAACUCUGGCUCCUGGGAUUUUCUUCAGAAUCAUGGCCUCUAGGGCCAGAAAAGAGCGGAAAUCCAAGAACUCGUGAUGUUGGUCAGAGCUGCUAGCCUGGAUCAGCCUGAUCAGCCUGAGUACCACCCGUUCCUGGGCUGGGAUUGUUCUGUAAGGGAUUCAUGGCUGAGACCUGACGGGCUGUCUUGCACUCUAAGAUGGACAGAAGCACUUCUGUUCUCUCUGGGGGUGGGUUAGCCUGUUAGAACUAAAAUGUGGAGUUUGGCUGGGACCCUACAGAUAUAAAAUAAAUGACUGAACAGUAGGUCAGAGUUCUCGGUAGAAGAGCCACAUGUCCUCUGAGGCCUGGACCUGCCAGAUUCCAGAAGUUCUUCUGGAGGUUUGGGCACUAGGUCUCCUCACUGCACCAACUCCAUAUCUGUUUUUUUGGUUUGCUGUUUUUUUCUGAGACAGGAUUUCUCUUGUGUAGCCCUGGCUGUCCUGGAACUCCCUCUGUAGGCAAGGCUGGCCUCAAACUCGGAGAUCAGCCUGCUUCUGCCUCCAAAGUGCUGGGAUUAAAGGUGUGCACCACCACCGUCCAGCCACCUUUGACUUAUUGAAAAUGGAUUCACUGAGCAGGUCAACUUCAUUUCCAAGUUUAGAAAGAGAUUUUUCCUGUUACAGAGACUGACAGCUGAAAUCAUAGGAAGUCCAUUGGACAUUUCCCCAAAUCAAAGUAAAUCUCCCACAUAAAGCUGUCGUCUUCACUCAGCUCUGGGCCUGCCAAACUGCCUUUUAAGAUCACUUAAUAGAUAAAGGUCUGCUCUUAGCUCACUCCCCCUCUCAUCCAUCAGCCAACGUAGGUCCCCAUCCCUUUCACUUCUAUUUUAAUGCAUAUCAUUUUAAGUGGCCGUAUGAAAUUUAGGAACAACAAACUAGGAAACAUGUGAUACUUACUUUCUGAGACUGGUUAAUUCAUGAUAUUGUCUCUUGUUGGGUUCAUUUUUCCACAAAUGUAUAAGACUUCAUUCUUUGUGGCUGAAGAAAGCCUUAUCUCUGUUUCGCAUCUGAUGCUGGAGACCUAGGCUGGUGGCAUAGCUUAGCCGUUGUGAACAGUGCUUCAGUGCACACUGCUGACGGGUGUCACUGACUACGUCCUUGAGGUGAACAUCAGGGAGUGGUAUAGUAUGUGACAGAUCUAGAGUGUUGGUUGUUUUUGUUUGCUUGUUUUUUUGAGACCAGGUUUCUCUGUAGCUUUGGAGCCUCUCUUGGAAUUAGCUCUUCCAUGCUGGCCCCAAACUCAGAGAUCCACCUGCCUCCACCUGUGUUGGAACUAAAGGCAUGCCACUACCACUACCUGGCCAGAUCUAUGGUGUUAUGAGAAACAUUCAUACUGGUUUCUGUGAGGUCACAGUAGUUUAGAUUCUAUUCAGCAGUGCAUGAGGGUCCCCUUUUAUCUACACCCAAGUCAGCAUUUGCUGAUUUUUUUCCUGAUCUUUUGAGAUGGGGUCUCUAUAUAGCCCCUGGCUGUCCUGGAACUCCCUCUGUAGACCAAGUUGGCCUUGAACCCAGAGAUCCACCUGCCUCUGCCUCCCGAGUGCUGGGAUUAAAGGUGGCACCACCACUGCCCAGUGCAUUUGCUGUUUUGUCGUCCCCCCCCCACUUUUUCUUAACAGUUUGAGUUCCGCAUCUUACAUGGAAGUAUCUCAUUUGGAAUUGACUUGUGCAGGGUGAGAUGAAAAUCUGGUUUCAUUCUUGACCAUGUGGAUGCUCAGGCCUCAAAGCACCAUUUGUACAUUUUUGACAUCUUCGUAAAAAAUGGUUUUUAAUCUGUGUCUUUUAUUUUGUUCCAUUAAUCUAUGUCUGUGUUCAAUGCCAAUACUGUGCCGUUUUUGUUACUAUGACUCUGUAAUAUAACUUUAAGUCGGGGGACUGGAGCGAUGGCUCAGAGGUUAAGAGCACUGGCUGUUCUUCCAGAGUCUUGAGUUCAAUUCUCAGCAACCACAUGGUGGCUCACAACCAUCUAUAAUGAGAUCUGGCGCCCUCUUCUGGUGUGCAGGCAGAACAGUGUAUACUGAAGUCAUUUAUGGUGUUAACUGCCCACAUUUACUUUUUUAAAAUAAUUUUUUAACUUUUUAUUUUUUUGUAUUUAUUUAUUUAUUGUGUAUACAAUAUUCUGUGUGCAUACCUGCAGCCAGAAGAGAGCACCAGACCUCAUUACAUAUGGUUGCGAGCCACCAUGUGGUUGCUGGGAAUUGAACUCAGAACCUUUGGAAGAGCAGGCAAUGCUCUUAACCUCUGAGCCAUCGCUCCAGCCCUUAACUAUUUAACUUCAUUUUAUGCGCAUUGAUGUGAAGGUGUCAGAUCUCGUGGAACUGCAUUUUCAGACAGUUGUGAGCUGCCAUGUGGGUGCUGGGAAUUGAACCUGGGUCCUCUGGAAGAGCAGUCAGUGCUCUUAACCGCUGAGCCAUUUCUCCAGCCCCCCACAUUUACUUUUUUAAAGAUUACUUUGGCUAUCUGGGUUCUCUCUCUCUCUGUGCUUCCAAGGUUAGUUUUUCUAGUUUUUAUUUUAGUGCAAUUGCAUUGACUCUGUAGCUAUCAUUUGAUACGGUGGCCAGUUUCCUUCCUUCCCUCCCAGACUGUAUCUCAGUCUGGCCUCAGACUCACUGUCUCACUGUGGUAAGGAUGGCUUUUAACUCCCCCCUUUUCAGGACAAGGUUUCUCUGUAGUCUUAGACCCUGUCCUGGAAUUAGCUGUGGUAGACCAGGCUGGCCUUGAACUCACAGAGAUCCACCUGCCUCUGCCUCCCGAGUGCUGGGAUUAAAGGUUCACCACUGCCUGGUGGCUUUUAACUUCCAAUCCUCCUACCCUUCCUUCUCAAGUUUCUAUGCAUGUGUCACUAUGCCAAUUUAUGGAAUGGUUAAGAUCAGACCUAGGGGCCUCAUGCAUGCUAGGCAGUCAUUUACAAACUGAAUUACAUCCAUAACCCCAAACAGUCAUUUUUACAUUAAUUCUCCUAGCCCAUUAAGAAUGAAGAUCCUAGCUGGGCGGUGGUGGUGCACACCUUUAAUUCCAGCACUCGGGAGGCGGAGGCAGAGGCAGGCAGAUCUCUGAGUUCGAGGCCAGCCUGGUCUACAAGAGCUAGUUCUAGGACAGGCACCAAAACUAGAGAAACCUUGUCUUGAAAAAGACAAACAAAUAAAUAAAAAUGG
Chionomys nivalis (European snow vole) is the source of this 4334-nucleotide messenger RNA. RefSeq names its product dehydrogenase/reductase 7B (gene Dhrs7b). Bases 269 to 1219 code for a protein of 316 amino acids. Gene Ontology annotation, cellular component: membrane. NCBI's taxonomy places the organism in Eukaryota, Metazoa, Chordata, Mammalia, Rodentia, Cricetidae. The record is from RefSeq and is a predicted model, not a curated record. Gene Ontology annotation, molecular function: oxidoreductase activity. The transcript is spliced from 7 exons.